AAACAACUUUAUUUCCGUGUUUGACCGUACUUCACAUAAUACGUCGGACAGUGUUGAUAUCUGAGUUGGGACAGUGAGUUGAACUGGCAGUCCAGACGUCAUAACGGAAAAGUCAGAACGUUCAGCCAGCAUGGAGGUGUCAACAACCUUUGCCCAGGUUGUAUUUCAGAAUAUACCCCACUCAUACACGCCAAAUGUUCCCGUGACUUGCUGCUACACUCUGACAUCAGCCAUCCAACCGAAUCCCAGAGACUGGGUGGGCAUAUUCAAGGUGGGCUGGAGCAAUACAAAGGAUUAUCACACGUUUGUGUGGGUGGAGCCAUCAGUCGGUCUUGAAGGACAGGAGCCAGUCAUGAAACAAGUAAUUUUUACAACAUACUACUUGCCAAAAGACGACGCAGAGUUCUAUCAGUUCUGCUAUGUUGAUAGCACUGGACUAGUGAGAGGAGCCAGCACCCCCUUCUGCUUUAAAACACCUGAGGAACAAAGCACAGACAGCCUGGAAAAUGACCUCCUAAUUAUAACAACGCAGGAAAAAGUAGAUCAACGUGAGAGGGAGCAAGAAGAGCUUGUGAGGGAGUUAAGGCAGCAGACAGAGCUAAAUGAGACCCUGAGAAGUACCUUGAAGGAGCAACAACAAGAGAUUCAUCGCCUUAAGCUGUCAAAUGAGGGAUCAUACCAGGCAAACUGGAACCUGGAGAAGCACCCACAGAAUGCCAGAGAUCUUGUAAAAUUGACCCAGAACUCUAAACCAAUGGGUGCCUCAUCCAAAGGACUGGAGGAUAAUGUGGAAAAAGGUGAGAGGGAGAGAGCGGAGCUGGCCAUGGAGCUGCAGCAACUGAAGGAACAAAAUGAGGCACUGAAAUGUGCCCUAAUGGAGCAGCAGAGCAAAGUUUGUUGCCUUAAGGAAAAUGUGGAGAAAAAUGAGAGGGAGAAAGCUGAGCUGGUCAUGGAAUUGAAGGAACAGAAAGAGCAAAAUCAGACUCUAACAAGUGCCCUACAAGAGCAGCAGGACAAGUCUAUGACCACCAGUUCUGAGAAAUAUGACCAAGCGUUGACUAAGAUCAAGCAGCUGAAGAGCGAGCGUGGCGAGCUGAAAAGAAAAGUUGAAGAGCUAAGUGAGGAGAUUGCACAGCUGAGCCCAAGGCUCAGAGAAUCUGAGCAGGAGUCCAGCAGACUGAAGGAUCACAUUCAGAUUCUACAGGUGGACCUCCAGAGCACUGAGAAAGAGAAGCUUUCCACAGAGCUGCGCGGAAUGGGAAGCCUCACACACAACCUAGAGGACCUGAAAACUGAGAACAAAGCUUUACGCAGGAGCCUGUCAGAGCAGGGCCAGCAGCAUCAUCUACCGGACGAGAAGGUGGACAGUGAGAUGAAGAAAUACAAAGCCUAUAUCAGUCAGCUGCACGAAGCGAACACAAAGUUACAGCAGGAGCGGCAGGCUUCCAUCCACAUACGCAAGUGGGCAGAGCAUGCAGAGGCUGAACUGAAGGAGCUCAAGGAACAGAAGGAGCAAAAUCAGACUCUAACAAGUGCCCUACAAGAGCAGCAGGACAAGUCUAUGACCACCAGUUCUGAGAAAUAUGACCAAGCGUUGACUAAGAUCAAGCAGCUGAAGAGCGAGCGUGGCGAGCUGAAAAGAAAAGUUGAAGAGCUAAGUGAGGAGAUUGCACAGCUGAGCCCAAGGCUCAGAGAAUCUGAGCAGGAGUCCAGCAGACUGAAGGAUCACAUUCAGCUUCUACAGGUGGACCUCCAGAGCACUGAGAAAGAGAAGGAGAAGCUUUCCACAGAGCUGCGCGGAAUGGGGAGCCUCACACACAACCUAGAGGACCUGAAAACUGAGAACAAAGCUUUACGCAGGAGCCUGUCAGAGCAGGGCCAGCAGCAUCAUCUACCGGACGAGAAGGUGGACAGUGAGAUGAAGAAAUACCAAGCCUAUAUCAGUCAGCUGCACGAAGCUAACACUAAGUUACAGCAGGAGCGGCAGGCUUCCAUCCACAUACGCAAGUGGGCAGAGCAUGCGGAGGCUGAACUGAAGGAGCUCAAGGAGCAGAUGGAGAGCACGGUCAAGGCGUCCACUCAGAUGAAAAUGAAGAACAGCAAACUAGAGAUGAAACUGACAGAGUUACAUGGAAUAAUUCAGGAGAAAGAGAAUAUGACAGAGAUGGCUGAAGUUGAGAAAGUGGAGUUGUCCAGAGAAAAUCAGGAUCUCAAGAGAGAUAUUGAAAAACUUCGCAGGGAGGUUGCUGACCUCCAGGCUGCUCAAGUCUCUGCACAUUACUCCAACCCUUACAGCUCUUCUACUGACCCCAACCCCACUGCUGUGCAGCACCAAGACACCCAGGCUAACACCCUCUACUUCGGGAACCCCUAUGAGACACCUGGGACUGCUACAAACCCGCACCAGGAUGAGUUGUCCUUGGAGUGUCGACACUGCCACGAGUGCUUUCCUGGCAUCACCCAGGACGAGCUGGAGCAACACGAGCUCAGCCACAGGGUGUGUCCAUUCUGCACCUUGAUCUGUGACAAUAUGGAGCAGACCUCCUAUGAAGACCAUGUCUACAGCCAUGAGGUGUAGACACACCACCUUCUCCGCCCUCAGAGUAGCUAGAAGAGUGGCACAGCAACUCGACUGUAAUCUUCUUUUCGUUACUGUAAAUUCCCAAUUAUGUAGUAAACGAAGGAUUAGGACUUUAAUGUCUGGUAAAUUUGGAACCAACUGCUUUGCCUAAAUCUAUCAAUUAGAUAUUAGAUAAUUGUUUGAUAGCACUGAAGCUAAGACUCUCCAGUUUACAUUCUUAAUGUUGGCCUAGGAGAAAGGCUUCCUUUCAUUGCUUUCUCUUCUUGAGUGUGUUUAUUAAAGCUAAUUGCACUAUACUUUCUCCCUUUUAAACCUAACGGUUGAUAUAAUGCAUUGCAUAAGAAGUACGUGUCAAACAAUACCAUCUGAAAAUGUAAUAAUGAAAACAAAAACAAUGGUAAUCAGAGACAGAAAAAUAAACAUUGUUUUAUAACAGUAA
This is a messenger RNA of Esox lucius (northern pike), 3020 nucleotides long. RefSeq names its product calcium binding and coiled-coil domain 2 (gene calcoco2). The record is from RefSeq and is a predicted model, not a curated record. Bases 131 to 2578 code for a protein of 815 amino acids. The transcript has 20 exons. NCBI's taxonomy places the organism in Eukaryota, Metazoa, Chordata, Actinopteri, Esociformes, Esocidae.